AUGUACGUAUGUACAGCUCCUGACGCUUCAACUCCUCGUUGCGGGGCUUCUCAAAAACUUUGUGGAGAACUGCGGAGACUAUGUACGUCGCAGUCCCCUGCUGCCGCCAUUGGUUUUGCGCUAAGACACUUCGACUCUGCAGUGCUAGGAGCUUUGCUAAGAAGCGGCAUCCUGCGGGUGGCCAUGCAUCCCUCAGUCCGUGUUGCCUGUCACGGGAUCGCUGCAGCAGCAGCGCUGCUCAGGAAAAUGGCAAUUAUUGCAGCCUCUGAGGAGACUGCGCCGCAGCAGCAGCAACGCGAGCCGCAGUGGCUGGACAUCAGGGCGCUGUUGGCUGUUACCUUCGUGAGGUGUCUGCGAGUAGGCGAUCCUCAAAUACUGAAGCUGCUGCAGCCCGCCGCCGUUGCUGCUCUAGAUGAUGUCUCCUUAAGGCUCCUUAGCGCGGUGCAGGAAAGCUCCGCAGCCGCAACAGCUGCAGCAGGCGCAGCCGUGGCCACUCAGCGGCAACGCAUGCAGCAGAAACUCCUUGCACUGCAGCAGCAACAGCAUUUUGACGCACAAGAGGCGCAGCUCGCAGAAGACAAGCGCAGGGAAAUGCUUUCUCAGCUGCAGGCUUUGGACGCCGCCUUUAGGGCUCUAGAGGCGUUGCGGCCUCUCCCGCUACCCUCCACGAAGAAUUGGCUGCACAUGGUAUAGGCAGCGCAAACGACAACGGCUUGGACUGAAGAGAUCUGCUCCCAGCUGCUAGAGUCUCCGCUGCUGCUGCAGCGGCAUGCUCUGCCCGACUCGCUGUUGCUUCGGCUCUUGCAGGCAGCAGCGUCGGGGCAAGCCUACGAGCUGGCGGACAAGAACCAGCCUUGCCUCUUCCCCUCGUGCAUCCUUCUUGACGGCUGCUGCUCCUUUGUGGAAGCGCUCGUGCAGCGCCUCAAGAGCGCCUGUCUGACUGCAGCCGCCGCUCAGCAAGGCAGUGCAGCGGCGGCGUCUGCGGCCUGUGCCGUCUGGCUGCUCCCCCAAAAUGCAGCGGAGUCUCCAUGGCUGCGACGGCUUUGCCGUAUCUUUGAAGGCCUUGUAAGGAUACCCCUGUUCGACGCCUCUUGUGCUGCGGCUUCGGUGAACGUAGCAGAGCACGCCAAGGCUGCAGCUGCUGCUGCUCGCAGCGUGGAUAGCGCAGCAGCCACUGUCAACAGCAGCGGCGUGUCUCUUCACGACUACUUCCUGGAAAUGAGAAGACUCGAGUUCGUCUCAGGAGCCUCCCACCUGCUGAACUACUCGCCGCCCCUCGACAUCAAGAGCAUCCUUGACCUCCUCUUUAGACAGUCAGUCACGAAUUUCACAUGGGAUGCUGCGAUUUGCGCGGCCACCCCUUGCGCUAACUAA
Messenger RNA from Cyclospora cayetanensis, 1374 nucleotides. RefSeq lists its product as uncharacterized. The transcript has 3 exons. The record is from RefSeq and is a predicted model, not a curated record. NCBI's taxonomy places the organism in Eukaryota, Apicomplexa, Conoidasida, Eucoccidiorida, Eimeriidae.